CAGCGGCCGCCGGAGGCGCGCGCAGCCGCCUCACUCCCGGAAGUGUGCCCUAUAGCCUACGCGGCGGCCGCCGAGCACUUGAGUUCAUCUCGUCUUUAUCAUCGCUGUGAAGGCUUAGAUCCACCCUGGAAGCUGUUUACCUAAGAGGCCUUGCGAAGCCAGACGAUGCCCACUGACCUGGGGCAGGCCCUAGGCCUGCUGCCUCCACUGGCCCAGGCUGAAGACUCCCUGUUCUCUGGACCAGACGCUGCCUCUCAAGGGGAGCUCUCUAGCCCAGAGGCUGCGCGACAGUUGUUCAGGCAGUUUCGUUACCAGGUGAUGUCUGGACCCCACGAGACACUGAAACAACUUCGGAAGCUUUGUUUCCAGUGGCUCCAGCCAGAGGUCCACACCAAGGAGCAGAUCCUGGAGAUCCUGAUGUUAGAGCAAUUUCUGACCAUCCUUCCUGGAGAGAUCCAGAUGUGGGUGCGCAAACAGUGUCCAGGCAGUGGAGAAGAGGCAGUGACCCUGGUGGAGAGCUUGAAGGGCGAUCCUCGGAGACUGUGGCAGUGGAUCAGCAUUCAAGUUCUAGGGCAAGAAAUCUUAUCAGAGAAGAAGGCAUCUCCAAGCUGGGAUGCGGAGCCCCUCCCAGAAGUGGAACAUCAGGAGCAGGGCCUUGAGAGUUCACCCUUGGAUCCUGGGGAGCUGCUUGGCCACACGGUGAAGGAGGAACCAGAGCUAGCUGUAGCUACUUCUCAGAUUCCUGCACGACCUGAGGACAGGCUUCUGGGAGACCAAGACUUGGGAGCAGUGCUCCUCCCAGGAACACCACAGGAUCAGUGGAGGCAUCUGGAUUCCACUCAAAAGGAGCAAUACUGGGAUCUCAUGCUGGAGACCUAUGGGAAAAUGGUCUCAGGAGGUGUUUCCACCUCCAAACCCAACCUGCCUAAUUCAACAGAGCUUGGGAAAGACCUGACAGGAUUGCCCCCCCAUAUUAGUGAGAAGAUUGCAAGACUCACCUGUGCAGGGGAAAGGCAAGAGAAUGACAAAGAGAUCCUGAACCUGGCAGAUCACAGGGCCCCGGAAGCUCUGGAAGGCCCCUGUCAGGCUUCUGGGGAGGCCCCUCCCCAGGCGGCACUCAGGGGCUUCUUUAGUGAGGAGGAUAUGCCAGGAUGCUUUGUGGAAGGAGAGCGCCUCCCUGAGGCUCCAGAAAACCUCCAGGGUGAGGGGUCAGGAGGACAGAUUUCUCCACACGCAAGGAGUUCUGGGAAACAACUAGGUCAUUACCUGCCUCCCCCUCCAGGUGAGCUGUCUGCCCUAUGGCUGGAGGAGAAGAAAGAGGCCUCGCAGAAGGAGCAACUGAGAGCCCCCCUGGCCCCAAAGCUCCCCACCUGCAGGGAGUGUGGGAAGACCUUUUACAGGAAUUCGCAGCUGGUUUUUCACCAAAGAACCCAUACUGGUGAGACAUACUUUCAGUGCCCCAUCUGCAAAAAAGCUUUUCUGCGGAGCUCAGACUUUGUGAAACAUCAGAGAACUCACACCGGGGAGAAGCCCUGUAAGUGUGAUUACUGUGGGAAAGGCUUCAGUGACUUCUCUGGUUUGCGCCACCAUGAGAAAAUCCACACAGGGAAGAAACCCUAUAAAUGUCCCAUCUGUGAGAAAAGCUUUAUUCAGAGGUCAAACUUUACUAGACAUCAAAGGGUUCAUACAGGAGAGAAACCUUAUAAAUGCUCCCACUGUGGCAAAAGUUUCAGCUGGAGCUCCAGCCUUGACAAACAUCAGAGCUCCCACUUAAGGAAGAGGCCUUUCCAGUAGUCACAUCCCAGCUCCAUCUGCGUACAUUCUGUCCCUGGGGGACAGCCUGCUCCAUUUUUCGUGGAUUGCACAGGAACAACCUGGACAUGAAUUUGGACUUGAAGAUACACUGUUGGCCUCUGGACUGGAUUUCAUGGUGGUUUAGUUUCUUCCUUUUGCAUCAGGGGAAAGAAUAGUCUUUAUGUUUUAUCUCUUCUUUUGGAUUCCUUGGGACAAAACCUCUCACUGAUUUAGUUUUUGGAGGUGCUUGUUGGGGAGAAUUUCAGUGGAGUGGCUGCUCACCCAGAGAACCUGGAUCAGCCCCUAAGAACUGGGGUUCUAGAGCAGGGCUGCUAUAAAAGGGGAGGCAUGGAGGGUCCAUGGCCACAUGCGUGCUCUUGGGUCAUGUGGGUGGAAAAAUAACCUCAACUGUCCCUUGUUUGCAAUGAAUUGAGUCAAACCA
Molecule: messenger RNA, 2236 nt
Organism: Dipodomys spectabilis (banner-tailed kangaroo rat)
Lineage: Eukaryota; Metazoa; Chordata; Mammalia; Rodentia; Heteromyidae
Gene: Znf18
Product: zinc finger protein 18
Exons: 7
Coding region: 166-1794 (542 amino acids)
Biological process (GO): regulation of transcription by RNA polymerase II
Molecular function (GO): RNA polymerase II cis-regulatory region sequence-specific DNA binding; DNA-binding transcription factor activity, RNA polymerase II-specific
Source: RefSeq, a predicted model, not a curated record